Molecule: messenger RNA, 2263 nt
Organism: Ictalurus punctatus (channel catfish)
Lineage: Eukaryota; Metazoa; Chordata; Actinopteri; Siluriformes; Ictaluridae
Gene: sp6
Product: Sp6 transcription factor
Exons: 2
Coding region: 261-1160 (299 amino acids)
Biological process (GO): regulation of transcription by RNA polymerase II
Molecular function (GO): DNA-binding transcription factor activity, RNA polymerase II-specific; RNA polymerase II cis-regulatory region sequence-specific DNA binding
Source: RefSeq, a predicted model, not a curated record
CGCACAUCCGAUCCGGUCUGGUGCGGUGCGGUGCGGUGGAGAGACUUCAGAGGCGCGCGCGUGCAGAGGGAGCAGCCAGGUGAAGCUCCUCACCGUCACACAGAUCUCCUUUAUUUGAAUACAUCAAGACGAGCGUGCCUGCAAUGUGCUGAACAACACUCUGCCCAGUCGAAUAAACACCAAAAUACACCUCACUCACAGAAAAAAGCACACACACACACACACACACACACACACACACACACACACACACACUCUCCAUGGCACACCCGUAUGAGCCGUGGCUGCGUGCGGCGCCCCCUGGAGGCCCAGAGGAGGUGGGCAUGUCUGGUUGGUGGGAUCUACACGGUGGAGCUGCAGGAGGCUGGAUGGACCUGCAGGGAUCACAAGGGCUCGGGGUUGGGGGCGGGGCCAUGGCUCAGGGUGGGUCCAUGGGUCUGCAGCCAACCGUCAGCACCUACAACCCUGAGGCUCAGAUGUGCUGCCUGCCCUCCUCACCCCAUGCUGGUCCACUUUACCCACCUGAUGGCUUUAAAAUGGAGCCAAUGGCACCGGACAUGCUGCAUACUCCACAUCAUGCCACCUCCUUUUCCCUGGAGGACUCGCAGGAGGGAGCGAGCGGAUCGGCACGGCCCAAAUCGCAGCGCCGAUCUGGAACCAGAGCUCCGGGUCAAACAGCCUGUCGCUGCCCAAACUGCCUGAGUGCAGAGUCUCUAGGAACCAGCAAUGACAGCGAUGAUGCCAACAAGCGCAAACACCUGCACAACUGCCACAUCCCGGGCUGUGGGAAGGCCUAUGUGAAAACGUCGCACCUGAAAGCUCACCUACGCUGGCACAGCGGAGACCGGCCCUUCGUCUGCAACUGGCUGUUCUGUGGGAAACGCUUCACGCGCUCUGACGAGCUGCAGCGCCACCUGCAGACGCACACCGGUGCCAAGCGUUUCAGCUGCAGCGUUUGUCCACGUGUCUUCAUGCGCUCAGACCACCUGACCAAGCACAUGCGUGUUCACGAGGAGCAGGGAGGCACAGAAAACUCCUCACCUGCCUCCAUCGGUGACGGAGCUCUAACCUCUGCUCCACCCGCUGUAGCAGCACCGAGCAUGUGUCUGAAGAGCGAAACCAGUGCUAGCGGAGAUGAGACACCAGCAAACAGCACCUAACCAACACCAUGUGAACACGUCCUUAUCCCUGAAGCUAAUGCUAAACUCCACUGUACUGUUAACACUAAACUCCCACUUGCUAGUCACAGCACUGUUAGCAUCAACUGGUUAAGAAAAGUGGUGUUAGCAUUGUUAGCAUGAACUAACACUGGUUAUCACUGAUUCAAGGUGAAUCUAGCAUCAGUAACAUUAGGCUGUUAACAUUGCUUACCAUUAAUCAGUUGCAGUAUUAGCAUUAGAUGGCUGUCACUGGAGGCAUUGCUUAUGCUAACAGUACCAACACCAAUAUAAUCACUAAAUAAGGAGCUAGCGCUGCAAGCAUUAGCCAGUUAAUACUGUUUUUCACUUAUUAAUGGUGGAGUUAACAUUGUUAAUAAAUACUGAAUAACAUUGAUUAAUUUAUAGUUAGAACUUUUAGCAUCACUGAUUAGCACUGGAUAGCACUGAUCGAAGCGUUUUAGUUAGCAUUAACAAAAGCUAUUAGCACUGAUAUUAUCACCUGCAGAAUAUCAAAAAUUAGUUUAGGUGUUAGCAGGGUUGCCAAUAGCUUGCCACACUGGUUGACUAAUAGUGGGGAUAGCACUGUUAGCACUGUUAGCUGGUUAGUACUGAAUGUCACUGACUACUGCUGCAGUUAGCAUUCAGUUAGUAAUAGUGACAUUAGCACUGCUGUUAGCAUAAGAUGGAAUACAUACCAUAUCACUCAAUAAUAGUGAUUUGAUGUUACAAAUGACUGUGAUAUUAUGUGAUGUUAGCAGCGUUAGCGUAGCAAGAUUGUCAUGCAUAACACGUAGCGCUGGAAAGAUUAAUGCAGUUAUUAGAGUUAAUACUGUUUACAUUAGUGCUGCUAAUAAUAGGGAUUACUGUUAGCAACACACACACGCGCGUGCGCGCUUACAUGUAGAGUUUAAUAAAGAAAAGUGUAGUUCAGUUGAUGAUCUAAUGAUUUUAUGAUGAUGUGGUGAAGUUCAUUGUUUCACUCAAACUCGACAUGUCUGCCUUUCAUGGCUUUAAUAUUUAAUAUUUUUAAUAUUUUUUAUUUCUGAGUGUAAUUUAUUAAUGACCAGAGACUCAAACAUUUAUUACACACAUACUGAUUAAUC